UAAUAAGAAAAAAUUAAUAAAAAAAAAUAUAAUAAUAAUUUAUUGUCAAAAAUAUUAAAGUUUAUUUGUCAAAGUUAUGAGAUCGAGUUAAAUAAGAUCUAAUUUGUUUAAAUAAUUUAAUAAAAUUAAAUUUAAAAAUUUUUUAAUACAACUGUGAUAAAUUUUAAUAAAUUUUAAAAUUCCUAUUCAAUUUCAUACCAAAAAUAAAAAAAUUUUCUUUUUUUUUAGUUAAGAAAAUAAAAAAAAAAUUAUCUUUUCUUUGUUUUUACGGUAUGAUCGUUUCAUGUACAUAUAGAUCGUUGGUGUAAGAAAAGCUGAAAGAAAGAAAUAAAAGUUAAAUAUCAAGUAUAGCUACUGUAUACAUACAUAUAUACAAAGUGGUUUUUAAUGAAAUAUAAAUAUAGCAUAUAUGUGUAUAUAUAAACAUAUAUGUAUGUACUUCUGUACAUUAAUAUAAAUAUGUACAUCUAAAAUCUAAAAAUAAUAUUUAUAUUAAUGUCACAUCAAAUGCUUUUUAACUUUUUCGUAAAUAAAUUGUUAUAAAUUUCGUAAAGUUUUUUAAAUAUAAAAAAAAAAUAAAAUUUUAAUAUAAUAAAUCAACAAUAUGUACAUAAAAUACUAAAAUAAAAAUAUAAAUAUAAAGUGAUUUUAUUAUAUAAAUUAUUAUAUUAAAUAUUAACAAACUGUUAUAUACUAAAUGAAAACAAUUAAUUAAAUGAAAAAGAAUGGCUCAAAAUUUACUUAUACGCAAAGAAUUUCGUAAUAGCUCUAAAAAGACACGACGUUCAACAUCAGUUUUUUAUUUAGAUAGUACAACUUCUGAUAAAACACUUUUAAUUGAACAAGAAACCAGCAAUAAUGAUGAUAAUAUUUGCGAUUUAUUAAAAAAAAACAGUCUUACAGAAGCUAGUCAAUCAACAAAUAACAAUAAUAAUAAUGGUAGUGUUAAAAAUAUUUUUAGAAAAUCACAAUCACCUGAUGAUUCUUCUCUAUCAAAUUCAUCUGGUACAUCAAUGGUUUUAACAUCAUCUUCUUCAACUACUAGUAUAUUAAAUGAAUCAAAUUCAAGUUCAUCAUUUCAAUAUGAUUAUUCAGUUAAUAGUACGAUUGCAGGCGAUUUGGAUUCAAUAAAAAUACAUAAUACAAAUAUAAAAGAUAAAAAACCAAAAGUACCGGAAAGAAAACGUAGUAAAAAUAAUUCAUUAAAAUCACAAAAGAUAGCAGCACAACACCAGAAACUUAAAAAUGUUGAUAAUGUAAAAAAAAAUAAUAAUGAACUUCAAAGUACAAUAGUAUCACCAACCGAUAAUACUGAAAUUAUUAUAGAUGAUGUUUCAGAGACACCACAUAGUAAUUAUUGGAGUAAUGAAAUUCAUGUUGGUGUUACAAAAACUAAUUAUGUACAGAAAUUACGUUUAAAAUUUGAAAUGUUUUCAUCAGAAAAUACAUCUAACGAAACCGAAACAAUUGAAUCUAACAUCGAAAUUCCAUCAAAAAGUCCAAGUAAACCAAAUGGGAAAAUUUCAAAAAAUUUUUUUACCCCGAAACGUAAAACAUGUUAUAAUGGUUUUAAUAUACCAUCUUCAUGGACUUAUUUAAGUAGUAAUAAAAAUAAUACUAAUGAUAAAAAUAAUAAUAAUGAAAAAAAUGAUAGCAAUCAUAAUAAUUAUGAUGAUAAAUUAAAACUUUUAAGUGAUGAUUUACCAUCUGAAGAUGAAGUUGAUGAAAUUUCAGAUUGUGAAGAAAUUGUUGAAUUAAGAGAAACAUCCGGUUCAAAAAGGGAUAAUUUAAAAGAUGAUAAAAAAAAUAAUGAUAAAAAUAAAAAGAAUAAAUCAAAAAUAUUAACUAAAAGUAAACCGAUUGUUUCGAAAAGUCCAGAAUUAUCAUUAUUACAUAAAAAUAGUAUAGAAGUUGUUCCAAUGAUUGUUAUCGAUGAUUUUGGUCACAUUUCUACAAAGAAUGAUAAUGAGAUAGAUGAAGAUUUAAAAUUAGAUAAUAAUGAAAAUGUUAAAACUAAAGAUGGAAAACCAAUAAUUAAAAAACGUAAAGGAAUAAUGAGAUAUAAUAAUCGAAGAAAAACAGAUAUUUGUGAAGCAAAGAACCUCAAGUGUAUUCUAGCGAAAUCACAUUCGUAUCAUCCAGAAGAACCGUCCGGCAAUCUUUCAGACAGAGAUGUCAAAUCAGAUCAAUUCGUAAACAGAACAGAAAGUACUGAUCAAAUAUCGUCAGCAUUAUCAAAACAAAAUGAAAUACAAGAUGAAUUCAAAUAUGGUACAAAAGGUAUUUUACCUAUGGUUGAAGAAUUAAUUAAAACUGAAGAAAAAUAUGUUGAAAGUUUACGAGAAGGAAUAAAAAAUUAUGGUGGAAUUUUUACAAGAGAAGAUUUACCAGAUGGUCUGAAAGGCAAACGAUAUGAUUUAUUAGGAAAUAUAGAAGAAAUUUUAGAAUUUCAUGAAACAUUUAUUUUACCAAUGUUUAAGACCAAUUCAAAUGAUCUGGUUGCUAUGUUUAACGCUUUUACAAAUUUGAUUGAAGAAAACGAGUUUUAUCCAUAUGUUAUAUUUGUGAUAAAUAAAAGAAAUUCUAUAAGGCUGUUAGAAAAAUAUCAAGAUUAUUUUAAGGAAUUACAAACAGAAAUUGAAGAUAGAUUAGGAAUCAAUAGUUUUUUAAUUAAACCUAUACAACGAUUACAAAGAUAUCCUUUACCAUUGCAAGAAUUUUAUAAAACACAAUUUGGUGAUAUUAGUUAUAAGACAUCAAUUGCAGCAUGUUGUAAAUUAGAAAAAAGAUUACGAGAUUUUAUAACAGUUGUAAAUGAAUCAGAAGCAGUUAAUGAUAUUGAAGAUUGCUUUGAUCUUAAUAUUUACCAUCAAGGACGUUUUUUAAAGGCCGAUGAUUUUAAAAUAUAUGAUUAUAGUAUACGAAAAUUAUAUCCAGCUAAGGGUUUCUUUUUUGAAAAAUGUAUAAUAUAUACAGAAAUUAAAGAGAAACGUUUAUUAUAUCGUGGACAUUAUCCGAUGCAAAAACUUGGUUUUUUACCAAAUUCAAAACCAACAAAAUUUACUUUAUAUUAUGAUAAAAGAAAAAAACAAGAAUGUGAUUUUGAAGCAGAACCAUGUAUUAUAGAAUUGUGGAUAAAAUUAAUACAACCAAUACUUGAAGCAGUAUUAAAUGAAGAAGCAAAACGUGCUGAAGAAAAAAGAUUAUUACAAACACAUAAUAGCACAAGUAGCAGUGGAAGUGUUAUUUUUAGGCAAUUUAAUUGUGACGAUUUUCAAAGUGCAUAUAGAAUUAGUAAUGAUAGUGGUAUUGAAAGUAUGACACCUUGUCAAACAAUUCGACCAUUAUCUGAUAAUAGUAAUGAAGAAGGAAGAAUGUCAACAUGGUACGAUACAAUGUAAAAUUUAGGAAAUAUUUUUUUUUUUUUAAAAAAUAAUUAUAAAAAAUUGUUUUAAAUGCUUUUUAUGUAAUUAAUAUAGAAAAGAUUUUUAUUUAAAAUUAAAUUGUUAAUAUUA
This is a messenger RNA of Condylostylus longicornis, 3515 nucleotides long. RefSeq lists its product as uncharacterized. NCBI's taxonomy places the organism in Eukaryota, Metazoa, Arthropoda, Insecta, Diptera, Dolichopodidae. The coding region runs from base 726 to 3401 and encodes 891 amino acids. Gene Ontology annotation, biological process: axon guidance. The record is from RefSeq and is a predicted model, not a curated record. Gene Ontology annotation, cellular component: cytoplasm. The transcript has 7 exons. Gene Ontology annotation, molecular function: guanyl-nucleotide exchange factor activity.